CGUAGGAAACAUCACUAGUUGGUUUACCAAUAUAAACUACCAGCUCAUUUGGCUGAUUAUCAUUUUCUUUCAAUCGUUCAUCACAUUGAGACGGUUCUAUGAUAAUAUUGGCGCUGGUGUAAAAAAAAAAUCAUCUUCGUUCGGAGAAGCCGUAAAGGUCAAAGUAGGAGUCAUGAAGACGUUCCUUCUAUUCUCUAUCCUAUGGGCUUCCCUUGCAUCGGGACAUGCCAUAAUUUGCAGGACGUGCGCUGGGAUGAUAUCUGACGAUCCAAGCUUCCCUGUGCCUGUAGAUCCCGGUACAGUGACGUGUUCAGAGACCCCUCAAGAAAAGACUUGUGAAGAAGGCGUUACCAGCUGUAUGACGACGAUUGUUGCGUUGCACUUUGCUCGUGCAUCCGGACCACUGACGCUGACACAAGAAGUUCGGGACUGUGGACCCUGGAUAUCUGGUGUUCUUCCUUCCGGGGACACAUGCGCAGGAGAAGAUAUUGUCAAGACCAUCCUGGGUCCAACUGACGCGAGUACAAUGUUUCCUCCAGAACUUGGACUGACGUAUGAGAGCCAGGACGCCAGCAUCUGCUUAUGUGACAGCUCAGACAAUUGUACACCGCCCUCUCCUGGAAUGAUUAUCAAUACAACUGAUACCACCGAGGAAACUGUACCCCCAGUAACAAGCACUUCAGAUGUCCCGUCUGUCUGCCCGAUAGCCGGAGAGUGGUAUGUAGAUUGGGACAGUUCCUUUGCCUGCCUAUCGCAGUAUCCGAUCAGCGAACCUUUCGAGGUCCCUGGCCAAAUUCUUCCUCGCUUGGCAGUAUCAGAUGUCAUUGAAGCUGCCGGCGCUGCUUGGAAAGCCACGAGCCUCAUAGAAGCUGAAGGCGAGGUUUGCGUUCGAGUACUCCCUCAAUUGACUGUGGCUCCGGGUGGACUAGACAUCGUAAGAGGGUAUUGCGAUCCAAUCUUGUCGUUUUUGAGGGAAGGGACAUCUUUCGACGCCCUAGCACACUGUAGGUAUAUUCUAAACAUAACAGGAGCUAUGUCGUCAUACAUGCCACAAACGUUCCCAACGACCCAACCAUUAACAUCUGUAUCAAAUGCACUACGCCCAUUCGACUUCUUAGAUCACAUUGAAAAGAUCAUUUAUAAUCUUGUCGGUGUAUCCUUCAACGAUAUAGACAAUGUGUGUACAGCUCGUGUCGGAAUCGUUGAAUCUGAGUCAUCAUUGAAAGAGCUUACAACCGAUUUCCUCGUGGCGUUUACAAAAGUCGUGAUCCCUAGAGCUGCAGAGUUGUGUGAAACAUGGGAUGACCUUGUUAACGGGAUAGUUGAGGCAGUUCAGGGUGAUAAUGCCCCUGACAUGUAUGGCGUGUUUCAGAAUACCUCCAAUCUGCUGGCGCAUCUGAGUGGUUUCACAGACAGGAAUUCCCUUUGUCAAGAGAUCCAAGAGGCUUUUGCCUCACCUCCCGAAUCUCCUGCUGUUGAUCACGUUGCUGCAUAUAUAACCAACAGCACACUAGACAUUUUAACCGAUGUCAGUCGUUGUUCAAUCAUAGCCCAAGAAGCUUUGGAUAUCUUCCUUGCUCUUAAUCCAGAACUCACACAUGAACAGGUGGAAUCUGCCCUGUUUCAGUACACAGGAUUCAGAAGCGUACAGGACGUAUGCCAGGAAAUAGAAGAUGCUUUUCUUCCUGAAGUUGAAGUAAGGCUUGUCGGUGGGAGCGACAACACGGAGGGAACCGUGGAGGUUCUUUUUAAUGGAGUUUGGGGAACUGUGUGUGAUGAUUCCUGGGAUAUUAGAGAUGCCAACGUUGUAUGCAGGAUGCUAGGUUUCCCCAAAGCUACCCGCGCUCCAUUGCUUGCCCAUUUCGGAAUCGGGACGGGGAUCAUCUGUCUGGAUGAUGUCAUGUGUAGCGGGGUCGAAGAGAACAUAGCCGACUGCCAGCAUCGGGAAAUAGGAGAGAGUGACUGUAGAGUUCACGAAGCUGCUGGUGUUGUUUGCCUUCCCCAAGAACCUGCCAUCACUGACAUACGCCUUGUUGAUGGAGGAAGUGAUUAUGAAGGAAGGGUGGAGAUUGAGUUUGAAGGCCAAUGGGGGACCAUCUGUGAUGAUGACUGGGAUUUAGACGAUGCUUCUGUAGCAUGCACGAUGCUUGGAUUCACCGGUGCGACUGAUGCUCCGCUCUAUGGCCAGUUCGGCCCAGGAUCAGGUACUAUCUGGCUUGAUCAGGUUGGUUGCACUGGGAAUGAGACCACUCUUGCGGACUGUUAUCACGACGGGUUUGGAGAGACCAACUGCGACCACUACGAAGAUGCUGGUGUCAUUUGCAUUCCUCCAGUCCCACCUACACCAUCUGUUGAAGUGAGGCUAUUCGGUGGAGCUGAAAACACGGAGGGGACUGUUGAAGUGUUGUACGAUGGACAGUGGGGAACCGUCUGUGACGAUAACUGGGACCUGAAUGACGCCAACGUCGUAUGUAGGAUGCUUGGUUUCACUGGGGCUUCUGAAGCGCCUGGCUAUGCUCGAUUCGGAGAGGGUUCGGGUGAGAUCUGGCUCGAUGAUGUGGUAUGCAGCGGCAGGGAGCAGAGUAUUGCAGAGUGCCAGCACCCUGGAUUCGGAGUGAGCAACUGCGCUCAUUAUGAAGACGCUGGGGUCGUUUGUGUUGCUGAAGAACAUACGAUUACGGACAUACGUUUGGUUGGUGGAGAGAGCGACCUUGUAGGGAGGGUCGAGAUCGAAUACGACGGAGAGUGGGGAACCAUUUGUGACGACGUCUGGGGCUUGGACGAUGCCAACGUGGUUUGCAGAAUGCUCGGAUUCGAUGCGGCUUCGGGGGCACCAGGAUCAGCGCGCUUCGGCCAGGGUUCCGGUAAUAUUCUCCUGGAUGAUGUAGAAUGUUUGGGUAACGAACUCAGCCUCACAGAAUGCAGUCACUUGCCAUUUAAGGAACACAACUGUGACCACUCAGAAGAUGCAGGUGUCAUUUGUGUUAUCGCAGAGCCGCAGACGCCCAAGCCAUCACCAUUCUGCACGAUCACUGACAUUCGGUUAGUCGGGGGUGGUACGGAUCACGAGGGACGGGUUGAGAUAUACUACAAAGAAGAGUGGGGCACUGUCUGCGACGAUGGUUGGGGCAUCGACGACGCUUCUGUGGCCUGUAGAAUGUUGGGUUUCGAUGGUGCUUCAAAUGCGUCAGGUUUGGCCCAGUACGGAGAGGGCUCGGGUAGGAUUUGGCUCGAUGACGUGGAGUGCAUCGGAGACGAGACAACACUACUGGACUGUAACCACCGUACCCCUGGACAACAUAAUUGUGGCCAUUCUGAAGAUGCCGGGGUGACAUGUUUUUCAAUAGAGCCAACAAUACCGGAAACAACACCCAUGACAACGAUAUCAACGACACCAACUCCACCAUCUCCCAUUGAGGACAUCCGAUUGAGCGGAAGUACUAUCUCAUCGGAAGGAAGAGUUGAAAUCCUGUAUAAUGGAGAAUGGGGAACUAUUUGUGAUGAUUAUUGGGAUCAAGAUGAUGCUGAUGUAGCUUGUAGGAUGUUAGGUUUCGAAGGAGCGACUAGUGCUCCAGGCCAAGCCCAGUUUGGAGAAGGUUCUGGUGCAAUCUGGCUAGACAAUGUGAGGUGUGUUGGAACUGAGACCAGCCUAGCUGAUUGUCCUCGCCCAGACUUUGGAGACCACAAUUGCGGUCACUCGGAAGACGCCGGAGUCGUUUGCCUCAAUACAGUUACAACAACCAUCCAUGUAACAACUGUAUCACCGUGGACAGCACCAGUACGAUUGGUCAACGGUGGUUCACCAACGGAGGGUCGCGUGGAGAUACUGCACAAUGGCCAAUGGGGGACAAUCUGCGAUGACUAUUGGGAUUUAGAUGACGCCACAGUUGUUUGUAGCAUGCUAGGCUUUGGCCGGGCUGUAGACGCACCAACAAGAGCUCACUUUGGACAAGGAACGGAUCCUAUAUGGCUUGAUGAUGUCAGGUGCGUGGGAGAUGAGUCCGAGUUGACAGACUGUCCGCGCAACGCAUUUGGAACCAACAACUGUGGCCAUUCCGAAGAUGCCGGGGUUAUUUGUUCAGCAGUGCCAGUGCCAGAACAAACGGUUCGUUUGGUUAAUGGUGAUUCUGACAACAACGGACGUGUAGAGAUCUACCAUGACGGGGAAUGGGGAAGCAUCUGUGAUGAUUACUGGGGCCUCGAUGAUGCUACAGUAGUUUGCCGGAUGUUGGGUUUUGGUGUUGCCACAGAAGCGCCGGGAUCGGCACGGUAUGGGCAGGCUUCGGGUCGUAUCUGGCUUGACGACGUCCAGUGUUCGGGAAAUGAAGCAGACAUAAGGGACUGCUCACACAGAGACUUUGGAUCUCACAACUGUGGUCACUCUGAAGAUGCAGGAGCUGUUUGUUCUUUUGCAGUUUCAACGGCAGCACCAACGGCAGCACCAACACCUCCAGCCCACACGGUUCGUUUGGUCGGCGGAAAUGGGGACAACGAAGGAAGAGUUGAAAUAUUCAUCAAUGGCGAAUGGGGAACUGUCUGUGAUGAUUCUUGGGGCAAGACCGAUGCUGAUAUUGUGUGUAGAAUGCUCGGUUACUGUGCUGCAUCCAUUGCGCCCGGCUCGGCUUACUUCGGAGCUGGGGAGGGCCAGAUAUGGCUCGAUGAUGUAGCGUGCACAGGGGAAGAGACUGAUCUGUUAGACUGCCCUCACCGGGGUGUCGGGAUUCAUAACUGCAAUCACAACGAAGAUGCGGGAGUCGUCUGCUUUACCAACGCGCCGGGUCCUGUGUUUAAUGACAUUCGAUUGAGCGGCGGAACCUCUAACAAGGAAGGACGAGUUGAAAUUCUACACGAAGGACUAUGGGGGACGGUUUGUGAUGACCUUUGGGGCAUAGAAGACGCAUCGGUUGUGUGCAGGAUGCUUGGGUUCUGUACUGCAAGCAGCGCACCCGGUCAGGCUCGGUUUGGACCCGGUUCAGAUCCGAUUUGGCUUGAUGACGUAUCAUGCACCGGAAGUGAAAAUGACCUCAGAGACUGUCAGCACCGAGGAUUCGGAUCUCAUAACUGCGGUCACAAUGAAGAUGCGGGGGUUAUUUGCAUUCCAAGUGCCAGCAAACCUGAGACGACAACUCCAGAUGGCACUACGACUGAAUCAGCACCGCCACCAACGACAACUCCAAUGGUGACCACACCCAUGCCUCGCCAGGUGCGUUUGGUCGGCGGUAAUGUGCCAUCCAGAGGUAGGGUAGAAGUAACAGACAGAUAUGGGAACUAUGGAACUAUCUGUGAUACCUACUGGUCCCAAAACGACGCUGAUGUCGUAUGUAGAAUGUUGGGCUACGGAGGCGCAUCGUCCUAUUCGAACAAUGCCGAGUUUGGACAGAGUAGAGGACGCAUUCUGCUUGAUGAUGUUCAGUGCAAUGGACAGGAAACAAACAUUGCCAACUGUCAACUUCAUCCAAACGGGGGCUGGAACUGCGAUAAGGAUAAAGAAGUCGGUGUCACUUGCAGUAUUCCAGAACCGUCUGAGUUCGAGAUCCGCCUAGUAGGAGGCAGCUAUCCCUGGGAAGGUCGGGUAGAGCUUUUCUACCAGGGGGAAUGGGGGACAAUCUGCUCGAGCUACUGGGGUAAAAAGGACGGAGACGUGGCUUGCAAAAUGCUUGGUUUCAGCAGUGCCUAUGAAGCGAUAUCUCCGACAGGCGCUCUCUAUCCAAUGCCCUUCGGUGAAGGCACUGGGACAAUCCAUUUCAGUGAAUUUGGUUGUGACGGAACUGAAGAGAACUUGGCCGACUGUUCUCAUUCUGGAUGGGGACAACAUAACUGCUAUCACUAUGAAGAUGCUGGAUUAAUUUGCAACAGUCCAGACCCAGUCAGCGUUGUCGUUCGUCUCGUGAAUGGCAGUAGCAAGGCCGAGGGACGAGUUGAGGUGCUGUAUGACGGAGAAUUCGGAACCGUCUGUGACGACUCAUGGGAUACUCUUGAUGCUGCCGUUGUCUGCAGGAUGUUGGGAUAUGAGGGCGCUUCUCAGGCACCAGGAUAUGCCCGUUUCGGGCAAGGUAGUGGGGACAUUGUCCUGGAUGAUGUGGUCUGCCAGGGGACAGAGGAUAACAUAGCGAGCUGUGUCCACCGAUCUUGGGGCGAACAUAACUGUGGCCACACAGAGGAUGCCUCGGUUGUCUGCACCGGAGACUUGAACUUGCCCGUCCGUUUGGUGAAUGGCGCGACCGCUAACGAAGGCCGUGUGGAGAUUUUCCGAUACGGGGCCUGGGGCUCAGUGUGCGAUGACUUCUGGGAUAUCAACGAUGGUCACGUGGUCUGUCGUAUGCUCGGUUACGAACGUGCUGAACGCAUCUGGUGGGGCACAACCUACGGACCGGGAUCUGGUCGUAUCCUGUUGGAUAAUGUCGAAUGCACUGGUAGUGAGGCGACUCUCGACGACUGCGAUCACCCACCUUGGGGCGUCCAUGAUUGUAAUCAUUAUGAAGAUGCUGGGGUCGUAUGCAAGUAGUGAUUCUUCAGUUGGAAUAGGUUGGUCCUCAUGGGAAUAUUUGUCACGAGCUUCUGGUAAUAAAGACAACUGAUGUGCGCUCAAUACAUUUUUUUCUCAAUAUUCAUCCUUGGAUUUAUUUAUACCUAUCGUGUUUAGAGGUGUUUAAGGGAUUUAUUAACGCAAUGCUUCAUAUGGUUAGAGUUAUUUAUUUUGAAAACUGAACGAUGAUGUUGAGGUACAAAGGAAAAUACUUGUUUAGGUAGAUGUAAUUGUUACAUUUUCUUUAUAGUUCGUUCAAUAACGAUUGAUGUCAUAUUUCCUUGAAUAUACAGAACCUAUUUCUCUACAUUCUAU
Messenger RNA from Lytechinus variegatus (green sea urchin), 6841 nucleotides. RefSeq names its product deleted in malignant brain tumors 1 protein-like. The record is from RefSeq and is a predicted model, not a curated record. The transcript is spliced from 19 exons. NCBI's taxonomy places the organism in Eukaryota, Metazoa, Echinodermata, Echinoidea, Temnopleuroida, Toxopneustidae. Bases 173 to 6505 code for a protein of 2110 amino acids. Gene Ontology annotation, cellular component: membrane.